AUGUACGAACCCAUGGAAGUUGAUGGUUAGUUUGAUGAUUAAAGCUUUUAAUCUUUAAUUUUUUUUAGGUGAAGGCAGCAGCUCAUGGCCUUACUUACGUUGGGAUCACAUGCCGUCGGAAAUAAAACGGAGCAUAAUACGGCAUCUACCUUUUAAAGUGAAAAGUUCAUCAUUUAUAUAAACUAUUCGGAUUUAAGGACAAGCAAAACAUGAUGUUGGUGGACUGGGAAUGUUUUAACAUUUGUUCUACGCUUCCAAACCGUCUGAUAGAGUUAUCAAUUUCCGAACAUUCAACAGCUUCGCUUCUGGUAGUUUUUUUUUUGACCUUAUCUAUGUUUUCUCAACUUUGUUUUUCAGAAAACUUCUGUGGUUAUGAGGUGGAAAAACGACCGUGGACGCAUAGUCUCCAAAUGCGUAGACUAUCGCGGUAGAUAUUCGUAUGUUUUAACUGGAAAGAAAUGGUAAAAAUCGGGAAAUUUUAGUCAACAAGAUUGCCCUGACCACACAAAGGAAGCACUGCGAGCUUUUUUGAAUAUUUGGAAGAGGUCCAAAAUUCGCAACGUUCUUAUCGAAAUCGUGAGUUUUUCAAGGUUUCUACACCUUAUUUAUUACUGUAUUUAUUUUCAGCCUUGUUUUGAAGAUCUCAAAAACUUGUGGGAUCACGAAAUGCAACAAAAACAAGCGACGAAUAUCCUCACGAAAAGCUUGACAAUUAGGUAGGGAAUUUUUUCUCAUUCGUUAUUUUUACUGUUUUUUUUCAGGACGAAUGAUUAUCGGUUGGUGGAGUACGCGGUGAAUGCCACUCAGAACACGAAGUUAGAAAUUAGCCUUAUGGCGAACGACUACGGUGGAAUGGACAAGUGCAUUUUUGACCAGCAGAAGGUUUUUUUUCUUCAUUUUUGAGUUAUUUGAUUUUUUUUUUAUGCAGAUACGAGAAGCGAAAAGCCUAAUUUUGUGGUCCCUUACGAGUAAUAUCAGUGAUAAUCAGCUAUGUAGGCUUGGCGUUCGCAAUUUACGAGUGAAAAGUGAAAAUAUCACUAAUGAUGGUAUUAUUCGUUUCAUCAAGGUUUUUUCUUUUAAAGUUUUAUUCACAUAUCCAUUUUUUAAGGAGUGGCAGGAAGGCAAAAGAAAGAUCCAGAGAUUGCAUAUAUCAUCUCCAAAACUCGAUUUGGCGUAUAUUUCGGAGAAAAUCUACUGCUUGAGCUGGAAAGAUCUCACAGAGUUCGUGAUUUUUUGACUUUUUUGAGAAAUUUUCGCAAAAAAAAAAUGAAUUGCAAUUUUUUUAAUUUAUUUUCACUGAUCAUCACGGUUAAAUUGUCUUAUUCUAUGAAAAGCGUUUUUCUAUGUGGCUGGGUUAUUAGUUUUCUGUAUGCUCUCCAGCUUACUCGCUUUUUUAUAGCCAUCCGAGUUGUGUUUUUUUAUUACAUUUUAUGUCAAAGCCUGAUGAAAAAAAUUUUUGUAAAGGAUUAUUAAAAAGAAAGCAAAAUGAAUGCUAAUGCUUUUCAUUCUUGUGAAAUACAUCAAAUUUAAUAAAAGUAGACCUUUUUUGAACAUUUCGGAGUUACAAAAGGAAACAUUGCAAAGCAUUCUAAAAUAAAAACUACAUUUUUUUACUUUCAUUUUUAAAAAGCUUUAGGAAAAAGAUGGCUACAAUUUUUUUAGUUUUUAAAUUUUUUUGGGGUUCUAGGUCUGCUAGCUCCCAACUUCAGGGUUUUUGAUUAUUUUUCCAGUAUGUUUUUUUUGAGCAUCAACAAAAUGUUCAAAAAAUAGUGAUGGAGCGUUUAAAGUAGCAUGAACUUAUUUCAAAAAAAGUAUGUAGCAUGAGCAUUUCAAAAAAAUACGAAGAGUCGUUUUUCGUGUUUUCUUUUCGUCGUUGAGCACCUGUUCGCCCUUGAAUAAACCUUAAAAGAUUUUUGACUGAACUGUGAGAAAAAAGAGCUCCAAUAAAGCGAUUGCGUUGUUGGAUUUAUUGAAGUUCAUACUUAAGUUUCAUUUUCCAGCAUUUGUCAAAUCGUAUGGCGAGAAGUUGACGAGGAAGGCUACACUUAUGCUACGAAAGGUCCGAAUGCUCAGCCAGCUGCCAUGGGUCUCAUUCAAGUCGAAGGUUUUUUCUUAAUACGGUUUUUUGUUGUUGUUUCUAUCGAUUCACCUUUUUUUGUUACUACCAUGAGAAUAAUUGCGUGUUUCAGGCAUGCCGACGUUCAUCUUACGUCCAAUAAAGAUGACUGCCGCCCAGAAUGAAAUGUUCGUUCGAAGAUGCGGAAACUGUAAAGAGCAACCGCCUCCCAGUAGACAAAUCGAACCGAUUUCUGUGUAUUCCGUGUAGACACCAAAUGAUUUCUGUUAGUUUUCAUCGUAUUACGCGUACUUUUUUCUUAUGCCGUGUUCAAAGUGAUUCCGCGAAAUUCAAAAUAGCCGUCCGAGAAAGAGAAAGAUAACUAAAUUUUGGAGGGUCAGAGACAAUUUCGCAUUUCGCGGAAAUUACUUUGAACACGGCAUUACCACCACCAGAUCAUAAUCAUUAUAUUCAAGGUUUGACUGACUGCAAAGUUUGAAUCGGUAUUCUGUGUAAAUAUUCACUGUCUUGUUCUUUCCUUGGUUGUUUUUGGACGUUAUGGCGCGUUCUGUAGAAAAGUUGAAUAUUGUCUUCAUUUCGUUACUCCGAAAGUACUUUUCCACUGUUUUGGACCGUUUCGUCCCAUUGAAUGCGCCAUUAUCAGAGCUUCACCAUACGCAAAUCUCUAUGUAAUCUUUAUGUAUCUUUUGGAUAGUUGUCUGUGAUUUUUUUAGAUGAGCUCGUGUUGAAUUCUAAUGGAAUUUCUUAUCUUCCCGACAUAUUGGACCGAUGUUAUAUCACAUAAUAAAUUCAAAUUUUUAAAAGAGAUUUUUUCUUUUUAAUUAUGUUUUCAGAGAAACAAUUCUCCUAUCUCAAGUGAUGUGUACUCGAAAGAGAUGAACUAGUUACCGCGUGAAAAAAAAGUUAUUUUUUCCUGAACAACUUGAUUAAAGUUAUUUCGAUUGACUGCGGGAAGGGAAAAAUUCUAAAAAUUAGUUUCUAAAUAAAUUUCGUUCCACUUAGUUAAUCUCAUUUAUUUGAGAAAAAAAUAUUGUUUCAGAACUUUGAAAUAGUUACUGAUUUUUGAUUUCUUGGCCAUCGAACAUAGUUUUUCUUUCUGUUAUAUUUAUUUUUCAGUGUCUAGGCACGAUUUCUGAAAGUCAGAAAUUGGUCAAAUUUCUGGCCUCAAGAAACCCAACAAUGUUUUCUGAAAUACAAAAAUUCAUAAAACAGACCGUUUACACAGAAGCUUGAUGGCGUUUCUAUCGGAAAAAUGAAACUUGCUUUAAAACAAAAACUAGAUUAUUUAGGGGCCAGGAAGCGUUUCUAAUUAGUAAGUUGAAACAAAUUAUGUAUAGUCUGUUUUAAUUUUUUUUUUUUCUUCUACUGAAGACACUAUACAAAGUGUGACCAAACUUUGCUUCGAGACCUUUGUUUUUGUCAUUUUUGGCAAGUUUGUAGCCCGUGUCCAAAGUUAUUCCGGAAAAAGACAAAAAAGCUAUCAGAGAGUGAACAAUAUAACUAAAUUUGGAGAGUCAAAGAUGAUUUGGAAUUUCGCGAAAAGAACAGCGUAGAGUAAAAGUGCAAAAAGCUCUGUUCCCGGUAGUUGUUUUGUGAUGUGCCUUUAAACGUGUCGCGAAAAGCCGCCGUGACAGAAAGUUGCUCCAUUCUCGGCACAUGACGCAGGGGAAAACGCGCGCCAGCGAACUUUUGGUUUUCGAUUUUCAACCGUCGUCGCAUGCCGACUGAUUGUUGGUUUCUGCAGCCGCGCCACGCCGCCGGUCGGCCGCGUCCCGAAUGGCUCAAAGUCCCUUGGUGGCCGUUUUGGCGUCGUCGUCGGCCAAUUCACGACUUCAGCAGCGCGGAUUCCAGUCCCUGUCACACCUUCUGGCGCCCUUCGCCACUCACGACGUCUCCAUUAGGGUGCGCCUUCUUUUUUUUUUUGCGUUUUUCCUUUUUUUCGGUUUGAUAUUCUCUUUUGAUUCAACUAAAUAGAUUGUUUUUUCUCACUCAAAUAUACUUCGGUCACGAUUAACUUGAAACAAACAGAGAUAUACAAACUUUUUCCAAAUACUGCGUUUUAUUUCCCGUCCUCCAUGAAAAUAAAAUAGAAAACAAUUUAUGAAGCCCAAAAGAAGACUUUUUUCAGUUCGAACUGAUAAUCCAUUCACGUUCAGUUUGAAUAGAGACUACCGUUUCGAUUUUUAGAAAAGUCUUUUUUUUUUGGUUUCUUUGUUGCUUUUUAUUUUCCAGUUAGGUCUUAUUUUCUUACUUGACACUUUUCUCCCUGCCACGAUACGACUAGAAGAACAGUCAAAUCAUCUUUUUAUUUUCAAAGACCUGCUAUAUUUCAUUCAUUGUUGGCUUGGAUUGAUAAGUAUUACAGUUUUGAUGUAGAAAAAUUCCUUUUCUCUUUUUUUUUUUUGCAGUUUCGGUUUAAUUUUCUGAUGCGACUAGUGAAAUCUUUUUCGAUGAGUAUUCUUUCUAAGCAAAUCUAUCUUUCCUUUAUCGUUAACUUCGGACAGAAACGAGGUAGCUGAAUCUCCUCUCUUUGCACACUCUAUCGCUGAUCUUCUUUUUUCUCAUUCUAGAACUUUUUGAACAUUUCGAAGUUUUCCGGCUUCUCUGUAAACCUUUUCAUUUCAACUUCAUUUAUCAAAAAGUUUCACAAAACAAAAAAAUAUCAGAUUUUUUUUCAAAUGUUAUCGGAAUAAUUCCAACUUCUCUCUUUCCUCGUUUUCGCAAAUUUCAAGUCGAUUUUAUUUUCAGUUUUUUUAUCCUUUUUCACCAUUUUGUAUCCAAGGCUAUUUUUUUCGUCAAUUCGAAGAUUUGAUCAAAACGUGAUUCUGUAACUUUUAAUAUUUAAAUGUUAUUCUUUCAUUUUAUCUUUUAAAAAAAUUCACAGCCAUUUUCAGCAAGUAAUGAUCCACUGAAAUUUGAUAAUUGAUUUUCUUUUUCUCGUUAUAAAAUUCUUCAGAAAUUCUUUUUUUCGAUUCUAAUUUGAGAAAAACUUUUUCCGAUCAACUAUUCUCUUACUAAAAAAAUUGCGAAAUUCUGCUCAUAAAUUUAUUGAUGUGUUUCUUAAGGAACCCACCUCGGGUCAGACGAUCAACUCGAAUGUGCGGCUCGACAUUCGAGAUAUCACCAAAGAUGGGCAUUUGCUGUCUCUUUCGGUCCUGCCACACGUUUUGCACCAGGUAAGACCAAGUUUUGAAGCCUAGUCUAUUUGAUGACAAAGAAGGAAAAAUUAGGUAUCUCGACUAUUUUUUGAAGUUCCGUUUCUCAAGCUAGAACAUAUUGUAAUCAACGAAAUCGAUUAGGUAAGAGCAGAUUUUGAAUCUUACACUACUUCAAAUUAGGAUAUAACUCUUAAAAUAGAAUAUAUUCCAUAUAAUCGAAGAUAUAUGAAAAAUGAAAUGUUUUAUUUUUGGCGAGUAGUAUAUUUUUGGUCUUGAUAUUCCUCCAUAAUAAACCUCUUGAUCUUCGAUUAUUUUGAGGCUCUACAAAACGCCGACAACGUAGAGGACGCCUUGGAAAAGUUCGAAAAUGUGUUGAGCCGAUGGGCGGAGCCAGCAGAUCAAGAAGCUCUGGCGAUUUAUUUGGCCUCGAUUUUCGUCGUCUCUGUCAGCGAUGAAAAUCCUCUCGGAGAACUCAGCAAGCUCAUCCAGACUCAGCAGACUUUGCAUGUUCGUGUUGGACUUUCUUUUUGAAAAGAACGUCUCGAAAAGACGGAAUAUUCCAGAAACAUAAGAUACUGGAGCUAGAAAAAAAGUUCGAUGAGUUGAAAAAAUCGGAAAAUAGGGUGAAAAAUAAGAAAUUGGACUUAGAAUCAGAAGAUGAGAAGCCAUCCUUCAAUGUUCUUAAAUUUACAAAUAUCCUGGUGUCUUCAAAAAUUUCAGUUUUCUCCCGUUUUUCACGAUUAAUUCCCUAGUAACACUCGAGUCAGUAGCCCCAAAGUUAAACUUUCAAAAGAUCAUAACUCUGGGUCAUAAUUCUCAGAAUUAAGUAAAAUCUACUGCGCCGAGCUUGCCACUUUCAUGAAGAACAACGAUAAGACCUUCAGAGACCUUAUCAUUCCCGAAAAAAUCGAUUUUUGUCUGGGAGUGUUUGGAAAAAAGGAUCCUGAGCACAGAUUAUGGGAAAUUGUGAGAAAGCUUGAUAAAAUAUUGGUUUUUCGCGAUGGGAUCCAGGAUAGUUUAUUCAAUAAGUUCUGUGGUUUUAAAAAGAGUCUCAGAAAUGUUUUUUUAGCAUCCUGGGUCAACAAAUGUCAUCCCGCCGUACUGUUCCAUGCCAAAAUGGGUCUCUUCUCAUCCGAAAUCGUUGAAACAUUAUAUUCUGCUCCAAGAUGAGCUGGUCGAUGACGCCUCGAGGUUUUAAAGAAGAAAAAUGAUGGUUUUUCUCAUUCAAUACUUCAGAACUUCUCACUUUUACGAACAAAUGUGCUCUACCUACGGCAAGGAGUGUUGUCAAGUCUUGAGGCUGUCGGCAAACAAUUCUGGUUUGUUUUAUUCAUUUCAAAGCUUGAAAGUUUACAUGAAAAUUUAUAAGGAAUAAUAUCAAUUCCAUGUUCCAGAAGUCGAGAAAUCGAUAAAGAAAAGUUGGAACACGUUUGAUGAGCUCAACAUGUUCUUGACGAGAGGCUUGGAAGACGCCAGAAAUCAUGCGGCUUCUUCUAUCGCCGCCACUUCCACUACACUUGCACCGGUGAGAAAAAUAGGAGGAAAAAUGUUUUUAGAGAGAUUACCUUCGAAGAUAUUGGAUUUUUUGGAUUUUUAGACUUAAAAAUGUUUCUCUUUCAAAUUUUAAUAAGAAUUGAAGUAUAAGAACAUUUUAAGAACUCUUCCUCUUCAUCAGUUUCAACAAUAUCUUCAACAUUUCCGCGAGUUUCGCCAAAUCCUGACCUCAGUUCUUCGCCGAAAGUUUCGAGAUCAGGUUGGUAAGAAAAUUUUCCGGUUUUUCUGUGAAUUUUUAGAAAAACGGUAGGGCAAAUGUCAUUUUUUUGAAGAAAUUUGUCCUGGGGUUUUUAAAGGAGCAUGGAUGAGUUUCAUAAGGGUAUCGAGGCGAAGAGCCGAUAUCAUAAUCAUUUAAGGUGCUCUCUUUAAAAAAUGAUCAAAAAUGGUUCCUAAACAGAUUAUCAGAAAGUCUUGAUUUCUUGGUUUUUAUGAGAUAAUUGAAGAUUAGUAUAGUUUAUAAAAAUUUUGGCUCUAAGGCCCUUGAAAAACAGAAUUUCGAUGUUGUCCUCGAGAAUAAUCUGAAUUAUUAUAACUGUAGAAAAUUAUGGCUUCAAGUAAAAAACUGAUUUUAUGUUCAGAAUCGGGAUUAUUGAUAAGAAGCAUGAAAAAAAAAUGUUGCAGAAUCGAAUUUCCCUUUAUUCCAAUUUCCAAAUCGGACUUUUUCGGAGGCUGACGCCACAGAGUGUACAUCGGUCCUGAAGAAAUUCGUCUCCGAAGCCUUGGUUCCAACUUUUUCCUUGGAAAUUCGAUAAUUCGAAAGUUGGAGGUCCCUUAUGUGGAGCGAGAAAUGCGGCAUUUGCUGGAACAAAUCGGGACGAGAAGGGGAAUCAUCGGAAAAUCAAUAACCAGCAACAUGAAAAAGUGGUUCACCGCGGGAACUGUUCAAUCUACCGUUUCUUCUCCUUCAAGGUGCUUGACUAUGCAAAAAAAAAAAAAUGAAUAAGGAUUUUAAAAAGAUGUAGUUAAAGAAAGUGUAGUUAUUUAAUAGAUAUAGUUAAAAUAAAGUUUAGUUGAAGUGAAAAAGUAUAGAUAAAUAAUUAAUUAGUUAGGUACCUUCAAAAAAUAAAAAUAAAAACAAAAAAAGGGAAAUUGAAAUAGAUCGAAUAUUCAUCGAAAUUAUUCCCAAAAAAAGAAAAAAACAGAAAAAAAUGUUUGGAAGAAAAAGUCACUAGAUUGUUUCUCAGUUUCAAACGAGCAUAAAUAAAUUGAAUUUCUAACAGUUGUGAUAUUAAAUUUUUUUAUAAUUUUUUUAGAUUUUUUUAUUUUUUUGAAUUUUAAUGAGAGAAAGUCUUUUUGGAAAGUAAAUUUUAUGAAAAAAAUGAAAAAAAGUGAGAGAAACUUCACAAAGUGACCUUUGUUUCUCUUUUUUUUCUUCUUCAUGAGAAUGUUAAUUCAAAAUUUAAUUAUUUUUUCAAGAAGAAGCUCCAUGGUCAUGCCGCUCAAUGAAAAAAAUAGAAAGUUUUCGGUUCUUUUAUUCUCCAAAAAACAGUAAAAUCAUCUUCAUUUUUUAAUGAAUAGAGUUUUCCAGCUACUCCUGGGACUGCACGGAGAUGCAAGUGCGACGUCUCGCCGACUUGGCCUUCGUUUUCGGGAUCUAUUCUUUGGCCUAUCAACAGUACCGGAGUGUUAAGAAGGAUUUCGAGUCGGAUCAGGCCAUGAUUCAUCACGCUUUGGCCUCGGUAAGAAUGAAAAAAUCUCGGAAAUGAGAAGUUACAAGUAAUUUUCGGAGAACGCCAGGAACAUUGCCGUUAUACAGUACCGCUCAAAAAGUCUAUUAAGUUUUGGUUUUUUUGGGGGAUAUCUCAGCGAGUACUUAUCCGAUUUAUAUAUAACUUUCAGGGAUAAUGUAAAAAUAUACUUUGAAACAUAUACGGUAUACAAAAAAACAUGUCCGCAAUGACUGUGACGCGUUUUAGGCAUUUUUUUAUUGAAUUCCAUUUUUUUGUUUUUUUAUGCUUUUUAUUUUUUUAUUUAUUUUUUUAUUAAAUUUUUUUAAAAUUAAUAAUGCUGCCAUAUGAUUUUUUUCAUGUUUUUCAGACAUGGGAAGAACCUUUGGAAAUAAGAAUUUGACUGAUAACGACAAAAGAGCCAUCGUUGUGGGUCGUCAAAAAUGGACUGACCAUGAUGACGUUGGCAGGAAUGUUCGGCGUGACAAAGGCGGGCAUUUCUCAGUUCCUAAAGCGUCAGAAAGCUCAAGAUGGCUCUACUAACAGCCAACGCACUGGAAGACCACGUGUCACUGAUCGUAAUGACGAUAGGAACAUUUUGAAGACGUCUAGAACCAAUCCAAGACUCACCGCUCCUGCGAUCAGACGGGAAGUUUUCUUGAAUUCGCCAUCUCCGCCAUCCGUCUCGACCGUGAAACGACGUCUGAAUGCUGCUGGAAUCAUGGGAAGACGUCCAGUGAAGAAACCGCUGAUUUCUGAGAAGAAUCGAGCCGCCAGGGUGAAGUGGGCGAAGGAGCAUCUCAACUGGACCCGUCAAGACUGGAACAAGAUUCUGUGGUCCGACGAAAGCAAGUUCCUCCUCUUCGGGAGUGACGGAAUUCAGUGGGUUCGUAGACCAAUUGGGUCCAGAUAUCAUCCGAAAUACCAAUUACCCACCGUGAAACAUGGUGGAGGUUCUUGCAUGGUGUGGGGCGCCUUCUCUGGAAGUGGCAUCGGACCGCUUCAUCGCGUGAACGGCAUCAUGGACAAGCACGUCUACAAAGACAUUCUCCAGAACCAGAUGUUGCCGCACUUGAGAGCCAUGGGCCGUGGGAGUGUUUAUCAACAGGAUAACGAUCCCAAGCACACUUCACUGUUCGUCAAGGUGAGAAAAAUUGACAAGUAAUUCGUAUGGUUUUUGAAACUCAGGACUGGUUCAAGAGCCGUCGGGUCAAUGUCAUGGGGUGGCCAAGUCAAUCUCCGGACCUGAACCCGAUCGAACAUCUCUGGGAAGAGUUGGAGCGACGUUGUGCCAACAAAAGAGCCAAGAAUUGCAACGAGAAGUUUGCUCAACUGCUGUCUGAAUGGAAUCAGAUCCCCAUGUCUACCAUCGACACUUUGCUCAAUUCUAUGCAGAGAAGAUGCCAGGCAGUGAUUGACGCCAGGGGCUUCGCAACCAAGUACUAG
Caenorhabditis auriculariae is the source of this 9902-nucleotide messenger RNA. The record is from the annotation of a GenBank genome assembly. NCBI's taxonomy places the organism in Eukaryota, Metazoa, Nematoda, Chromadorea, Rhabditida, Rhabditidae.